CUCCAUUGUACCUUACUCUGGUUUUCUCAUAAGCAAACUCAAUCCCCUUCUUCAUACAACUGCACUUCUUCUAGAUUCUUCCUCGCCGCCGCCGCCGGAGAUGACAACCGGAGACCGGUCGCUGUUCAGACCUUCAUUUUCCAGGAUGAUGUCAGCCUGACCGGUGGUUUUAGCGAAAUUCCGUACCUCAAAACCCUAAGCUAAGCGAACCCCCUUCUCUCUCUUUACGUUGCAGAGAUUUCAAGUUAUUCUAUGCUUAUAAAAUUCAUAAUUACCUACGCCAAGGUAUCGAUUCCAGCUUAAACCUCUCGGAUUUUGCUAGAAUACGUUGAUUCUAGGGAUGAAUUUCUUGGAUGAUGAGCUAAUUUCAUUUUAUUUGAAUCCGAAGAAAGAGGAGGAAAUCAGUCAUUAUUUUUUAGUCAUAAUUAAUCAGUCAUCUGUUUAAAUAGACCUACCUACCUUCUUCGUUGUUCAUCUGAACUUCAUCUUGGCUCUGUGUUCUCAGAUCAAACCCAUAAAUGUUUUCGGUAGAAAUUAGAGGGGUUUGUUCUUAUUUCUAGGUUUAGUUGGUGAAAGAGUGAGAUAAUAAACCAUUAACUGGUACCUUAAGCGAUGAAGAUUCAGCCUGUUGAUAUCAAUUUCAACCCAGUUGAUGAUACUUUCCGGAAUGAGCCCGCAGUGAAACCUGUUUUGAAGUCACGGCUGAGGCGUCUGUUUGAACGAAACUUUCCGGUGAGACUUCCAUCGGUUGAAACGAACCUUAAUUUAGUAAAGCAUGGUUCCGGUGAGUUCGAUCCGAGCUCUGUUUGUUUGGCGAAGAUGGUGCAGAAUUUCAUUGAAUAUGGAAGCGAUAAGCAGGAUUCGCUGAAAUGUAACAGUAAAAGCUGUAAUUGCUUCAACAGAAACUGCGGCGAUAACUCCGAGGAAGACAAUGACUCUUCUGAUUUCUCAUCUGCCGAUGCAUGCAGAGUUCUGAAAAGUUUGGUUCAAUGUGCAUGCGUUGUUGAAAGAAAGCUGCUGGGGGACACAUCAAGAAUCGUGGAGAACAACAAGUUUUCAAAGCUUAAAGAUGAAUGUUGCAGAAAGAUUGUCACUGAUGGCCUUAUAGCUCUUGGAUAUGAUGCUUCUAUCUGCAAAUCUCGCUGGGAAAAAUCCUCUCUUUGCCCGGCCGGGGAAUAUGAAUUUGUGGAUGUAUUGAUAGAAGGGGGGGAGAGGUUUAUAAUCGAUAUAGCCUUCAGAUCAGAAUUCGAAAUCGCUAGAUCAACAAAAACAUACAAAUCAAUCCUCCAGAAGCUUCCAAACAUAUUUGUAGGGAAAUCUGAGCGUCUGCAGUCAAUAAUCUCGAUUGUUUCAGAGGCGGCGAAACAGAGUCUGAAGAAGAAAGGUAUGCACUUCCCUCCAUGGAGAAAAGCUGAAUAUGUGAAGGCUAAAUGGUUAUCUCCCUGCACCCGAACCAAACCGAACAUAAUCAUGAUCGACAAAGAAGAAGUAUUAUCUGAUGAUAUUGAUGAAGAACCUACUAUGUUUGCUUUAACUGCUGCUGCUGCUGCUGCUGCUGGAGAUGAUGAUGAUGAAGAAGAGAAUAAGAAGAAAUGGGAACUGCCAAAGGUUGGAAUUCAGAAGCCUUUGUCUGGAGUAAAGAUGGUGACUGGUUUAGCUUCUGUCAUUAACGACAACAAUCCCUAAAUGUUUUUGUUUUGUUUUGUUUUUAAUUUCUGGAAAACAUCUAUCCUUCUUCUUCUUCUGCUUCCACCCCUUUGUGGUUUUUGUAUAAGGGUGUGUGAUCUACUUACUGAUAUACUACAAUAGUGACUACAUAUACACUAAUAAUAAUAAUAAUAAUGAUUAAAAAAGCAAA
This is a messenger RNA of Impatiens glandulifera, 1858 nucleotides long. RefSeq lists its product as uncharacterized. Lineage: Eukaryota; Viridiplantae; Streptophyta; Magnoliopsida; Ericales; Balsaminaceae. The record is from RefSeq and is a predicted model, not a curated record. The transcript is spliced from 3 exons. The coding region runs from base 613 to 1686 and encodes 357 amino acids.